AUGCUGAGUGAUGACAUAAGUGAAUCCAGUUCUCAAGAGAGUGCCCAUUUUGAUGAAGCUGAUUUACUCACCAGUCCGGUGAACGACGACGUCACAGCCCAACUUGCUGCAGCUGGCCCAGUUGGUGUUGCUGCUGCAGCUGCAAUUGCAACAAGUAGAAAAAGACGACGGAUGCACAGUUUUGAAACAAAUCCAUCCAUACGACGACGACAACAGACGAGACUUCUCAGAAAGUUGCGAGCUAUUAUUGAAGAAUAUUCAACACGUGUUGGCCAGCAAGCUGUGGUUCUCUGCUGCACUCCAGGGAAACCUAAUCAGAAUUACCAGUCUUUCAAAGUGUUUGGAUCACAGCCUUUAGAAACUGUUGUGAGGAAUUCAAAAGGAAUUAUCAUGCAAGAUUUGGAAUCGGCACUUGCACAACAAGCACCACCAUCCCAACAGGAAGACCCAAACUUGCACAAACUUCCUCGCCUUGUUAUUGAUGGCAUCCCAACACCUGUUGAUAAAAUGACUCAGGCGCAGCUUCGUGCAUUUAUCCCCGAAAUGUUAAAAUAUUCAACAGGUCGCAGUAAACCGGGCUGGGGUAAAGCAGAAUAUCGGCCAGUAUGGUGGCCUGAUGAUGUACCCUGGGCUAAUGUUCGAAGUGAUGCAAGAUCAGAAGAAGAAAAACGAAAAGUAUCAUGGACACAUGCCUUAAGGCAAAUAGUAAAAAACUGUUAUAAGCAUCAUGGACGUGAAGACAUGUUGCCAGAAUUCACAGAAGAGAAUCAAGCAUCUCCUCCCCAUCAAUAUGCAGGCACCAUGGUCCAGACCAUCAAUAAUCCUGAUGGGACAGUAUCGAUCAUUCAGAUUGACACAGGGACGUCUGGCAAUAGUGCUGUGGUCACUUUAGCUGAUGGUACACAAGCAACUGUGGUUCAUGCUGUGCCUGAAAAUCAUCAGCAAGAAGCGACACAAGCAGUUCAGACUUUGGCUGAUGCUGCAACACACAUGGAAACAACAGGCACUGGGCAGCCUGCUCCUGUACGAGUUGAAAUGAAUGCAAACUCUGAUGCACAUACUGUUGCAACAUUAGCUGAAGCUACAGUGAAUCAGGAUGGUCAGAUUAUAUUAACGGGAGAUCCUACAACCUUAGGUGGAAAGUGCCUGGUCGAUUUAACUGAUGGCAAGUGGAUAGUGCAGUCGGUGGACUGGGCUGAUAAUUCGGUGCCAGAAAUUAUGCGAGCUGAUAAGAGUGUCAUAAAAUCAGAAGCCAUUAAAAAGACAAAUUUUGUCUAUAUUACAUUCAGAAAUAAUGAAGAAUUUCAGACUGCAGGUCUUGUCUCUUUCCCUGUCUCCAUGUUCCAUAACAUUGCCACUUUUAAGACAACGGACAUCAAUAAUCAGGGAAAUUAUCGCGUUGCUUCAGUAAACCAGCACCACCAUAACGGUGAACUGUCACACCAGACAUUGAAUGACAAUCACCUGUCAAUUGGGCAUGCAGAUUCUUCGGGUGUAACAAUGGAAGUGAUGGCUGUGGACCAAUCCUGA
This is a messenger RNA of Acanthosepion pharaonis, 1530 nucleotides long. Lineage: Eukaryota; Metazoa; Mollusca; Cephalopoda; Sepiida; Sepiidae. The record is from the annotation of a GenBank genome assembly.